UCCGACCUUUGUUCUGGGCAAAGUCUUGUCUUUGCAACAGAAGCAUGAGAGGCAACCAGACAUGGAUCACGGAGGUCAGCCUGCUGGGAUUCCAAGUUGACCCAGCCCUGGAGUGCUUCCUCUUUGGGCUUUUCUCUCUCUUUUAUUUAUUCACUUUACUGGGAAAUGGGGUCAUUCUUGGAAUAAUAUGUCUGGACCCCAGACUGCAUACACCCAUGUACUUCUUCCUCUCACACCUGGCUACUGUUGAUAUGGCCUAUGCAUCCAACAAUGUCCCCAAGAUGCUGGAAAAUCUUGUGAAUCAAAGAAGAAUCAUUUACUUCAUUCCAUGCUUAAUGCAGACAUUCUUGUAUUUGGCUUUUGCUCACAUCGAGUGCCUGAUUUUAGUGGUGAUGUCCUAUGAUAGGUAUGUGGCCAUCUGCCACCCCCUGUACUACACCAUCAUCGUGAACUGGAGACUGUGUACCAUCCUGGCUGCCACUUCCUGGAUAUUCAGUUUUCUCUUGGCUCUGGUACAUUUAGUUCUCAUCCUGAGGCUGCCCUUCUGUGGGCCUCAUGAAAUCAACCACUUCUUCUGUGAAAUCCUGUCUGUCCUCAAGCUGGCCUGUGCUGACACAACACUCAACAAAACUGUCAUCUUUGCAGCCUGUGUGUUCAUCUUAGUAGGGCCCCUCUGCUUGGUGCUCAUCUCCUACACCCGCAUCCUGGUGACCAUCCUGAGGAUCCAGUCCCGUGUGGGCCGCAGGAAGGCCUUCUCCACCUGCUCCUCCCACCUCUGUGUGGUCGGGCUCUUCUUUGGCAGUGCCAUCAUCAUGUACAUGGCCCCCAAGUCCCGCCAUCCUGAGGAGCAGCAGAAGAUCCUUUCACUGUUUUACAGCCUUUUCAAUCCCAUGUUGAACCCCCUGAUCUACAGCCUGAGGAACACUGAGGUCAAGGGUGCCCUAAGAAGGGUACUGUGGAAAGAGAGAUCAGUGUGAGAAACCUCA
Nannospalax galili (Upper Galilee mountains blind mole rat) is the source of this 986-nucleotide messenger RNA. Its product is annotated as olfactory receptor 2A14-like. Lineage: Eukaryota; Metazoa; Chordata; Mammalia; Rodentia; Spalacidae. Gene Ontology annotation, molecular function: G protein-coupled receptor activity; olfactory receptor activity. Bases 45 to 977 code for a protein of 310 amino acids. The transcript has a single exon. Gene Ontology annotation, biological process: G protein-coupled receptor signaling pathway. The record is from RefSeq and is a predicted model, not a curated record. Gene Ontology annotation, cellular component: membrane.